AUGAGGCCACACGGCCUGAAAGAUCAGAUGGCGACUUACCCAAUAUGGCGGAUGACACAUGUUCAGGCCUUCACAGUGAUGAUCCAAGAUAUCUGCUGCCUUCUGGAAAAAAAAGAACAUCAGCGGACUAGUGCUCCCUCACAUCGACGAGCACCACUACGCUCCCCUCAAGAAAUCGUGUAUCCGGCAGUCAGGAGGGUCCCAAGAUGGCGCCCAUCACGCCUGCUCAAGAUAUCACAGAGACAGAACCUGUUGAAACCGGAGCAUGCAGAAUGUGGAAAGCCUGACAAACCGGAGGGGAACCACACCCUAUCACUCCACAAGAAUGCCAGGGACACACAUGUCAUGGGAGACAUUCGUUCUACGGAAUCCAAACAAGUCCCAUUAGAUGUGUGCUGA
Messenger RNA from Pelobates cultripes (western spadefoot toad), 399 nucleotides. Lineage: Eukaryota; Metazoa; Chordata; Amphibia; Anura; Pelobatidae. The record is from the annotation of a GenBank genome assembly.